UAUUAAAAUUAAUCUGAAUAAUUUAUGAAAAUAUUGGGAUACCAUUUUUAAAUGUGGCUAUUACACAGCACAACGGGUAAAUAAUAGAAAGAUAAAAAUGUUAAUUUAAAGUUGACCUUUUUAUACAAAGUUAUAAAUGAUCCCGACUAUCGCAACUUAUUUAAUUUUUUUCUCUGUGUUUAUUAACAACUCCGUUUUUUAUAACUCCUUUUAUGGUUCUUGAUUUUUCUAUAUAAUAAAAGGUAUUUUCAAAAUCAUAGCUAUACUAUACUAUUUGAUGUUCUUUAUUUUACGAAAGUAUGAAAAAUAUGAAACGUAAUUACUACUAAAUUUUUGGUAAUCUCGAAAUAGAAUUUCGAGAAAAAUUGUUUAAUUCAGAUUAUUUAGUGCGAUAUAAAUACCAGUGUCUCAAAUGCACUCUGGAAAAAAUUAUUCGCGACGUAUCAUAUAACCGAACUCAUCCCAACAUCCUGUCACCACAUACUAAAUGUUUAUAAAUUAUGAAAGUCAACGCCACAUUCUCAAUUCAUUACUCGAACUGGUUAAUCAUACGUCAGAACACUUUCGUAUCUCAUCGAAGUAACAUCGUGCUCUAAAGAGUGUAUUCCAGAGUUAUUUUUAACUAAAAAUCUAUUAGAAAUCACAAAAUUAUUGUUUUUUGAGCGUGUGCCUUGACAGUUUUUUAAUUUGUUAUACCAGCUUAUUGAUUGGUUUCUGAAUCCUAGAAGAAUAUUUUAUUAUUUUCGAAGAAUUUAUUCAGAAUUACGUUGCUGAAAAACUUAUGAUAAGAAUGUAUGGUGCAGAUGACCAAAAACUGACUCUACAUGAAUUAAGAUAUAAAACAUUUUGCACAUCUACAGCAAUUGCAAAAAAAGAAUUAUCUUUAUCGUCUUUACCGCCUACCGAUUCGGUAUUAAGAGAGCAUGCUAAAAGAGUAUAUUACCAAAUACAGAUUUGGCUUGGAUUCGAUUUAGAUCCAGUAUUAUGGGGAUGGAAGAGAACGAGUAAUAUGCUACUACCUAUUAUGAAUCCUAAACCAGUUGCACCAAUCGAAUUACUAGAGAUGAUAUUCUGUGGAUGUAAAACAAACUGUAACACAUCCCGAUGUUCGUGCAAAAAGGCUGGAAUAAAAUGUAGUUACAGUUGUAAAAAUUGCAAUGGCCAAAGCUGUGAAAAUGCUUCAAAUUCGCAUAAGGUCAUACUUGAGAGUGAUACAGAAGAGCGUCAAGAUGAUAUAGAAGAUAAUGAAAAUCUGUGGAAUGAUGAAAUAAAUGAUUUACAAGAAGAAGAAGUUGAUGAAUCACAAACUGAAAAUUAAAAAAUUUUGCUGAAAAAUUCUUUCAAUUCUAUUUACUAGAAUAAUAUAACCAUUUUAUUAUAUAUUAAAUUUUUACAAUAAUCAUAUUUAUUUAUAUUUUGACAGUUUUAUCCUUGUAUUAUUGAUGUUGCUUCAUAAUAACAUUAAAAAAUGCUAUCGUAAAUUUUUCAACAAUAAUUUACU
Nasonia vitripennis (jewel wasp) is the source of this 1501-nucleotide messenger RNA. RefSeq lists its product as uncharacterized. The record is from RefSeq and is a predicted model, not a curated record. NCBI's taxonomy places the organism in Eukaryota, Metazoa, Arthropoda, Insecta, Hymenoptera, Pteromalidae. The transcript is spliced from 3 exons. The coding region runs from base 782 to 1318 and encodes 178 amino acids.